UUGGGGCAUUAAUGCCACUCUCAGGAGGAGGACUUUGUAUAAUUCUGCUGAACAGCUGACCGCUAACUUGAAAAGUCUUCUUUAUUAUAUCUCUCGUUUCUACACAGUCAAAAUCAUGCUGUUGCUGCAUUUGUGCCGAUGGAAGGGAAAGCUGGCGUUCAGCGUUCUACUCAUUUGUGCAGUAAUCUUCGAGUUGGCCUAUUGUCAAGACGAACAGAGGAAUACACCGAAGAAGAAGGUCACACUAAAAAACAACAAACCUGGCAAAUCAGCAAAUAAAGGGCCCAAGACUGUAACCGCCAAACCCAAGAAAAAAGCUACACCCCCUGCUCAGGUCCAGACCUUCAUCACACAGGUGCUGGACAGAGGGACCUUUAAAAAGGUGGGUGAAAGCAUAAGUGUGCCGACAGGAGGAAGUCUGGAGCUGAGGUGCAGGGGCAAACCUGUGCAGUGGAGUGUGCCACCCUACCUGGAGGAGGACCACGAAGGGCGACUCAGGACGGUCCAACAUGAGCGAUAUGGCGUCCUGACCCUGGUCAACACCACCGGUGCAGACACAGGAGAGUACAGCUGCUAUCCAAUGUACUGUGAAGACACCGACUGCAGGAAGGAGUACGACAAAGCUGUCAAGGUCUUUGUCUUCUUUCCAGACCCUCAGGAGCUAUUCGUCCCUUCAGCUGACUAUUAUGAGGUAAUCCAGCUGAGGACCAACUGGCCAACAGUCCUCCCCUGUCAGGUCACUACCCCCGAGGCCAAGGUAACUUUGCACCGCGAGUUCCCACCGGCGGAGGUGGCGGUGGACGGGACGGAGAUCUCCUUCAGCGUCAAGAAGGGCUUCACCAUCCAUCGUCCCCGGCCGCAUCACGCCGGAGCCUUGUUUUGUGUCGCCAGUCUGGGCAACCUGAGGCAGAGCUCCACUAAGUACAUGCUGAUUUAUGUCAACUACCCCACGGCUCCACCCGCCCCAGUCAUCCGGGCCUCAUCAAGCCCAGUGGUCGUUGGGGAGAACCUCCGCGUCAGCUGCACUGUGGUGGCAGAGCAGGAUGUAGACAUCGGUUUCACAUGGGACUACCCAGGACAGGAGAUUGGACGGCCUCUGUACACCCAGGAGAGCAUCAGUCUGGUCGGUGGUGGAACAGCCCGACAGCAGUCUCAGUCGGUCCUCCUGGUGGAUGAAGUGAGAGACGUGGACAAGGGAACCUACACCUGCACCGCCCAGAACCUGCAAGGAGCCAAAUCAGUGUCCACGACAGUCAGAGUGGUCCCCAAAGCGAAACCAACGAAACCAUGACAUGCGUGACUGCGUUGAGAGAGUGAACAGGAAGCUGCAGAAACCGGCUCCUUCGCAAUAUUAGACUCUCGUUUGUUUCAUGUGGAACCACAAUCACAGUAAAUAUCUAAAAAUAUAAACAAACUGCAACAGCUUGUAGAUUAAACAUUUUACAGUAUGAUUGUUGGAUGAUUUUCUAUUUUAUGAAGACUACAGCUGUUUAUUUGGGGUUAAACUGCCAUAACUUGUAAAUACCAUCCGCCACAAGUUUUCCAGUGUAGUAGUGAUGCCACGUCAUUUAGAUUUUGCGUAAACAACCGUAAUAUUCACCGUAACUCACUUUACAGCAGUCAUCCAUCGUAACUGUUUAACUCUAUGACAUGAAGCAAGGAGUCAGCGGAUCUACAACUCAUUAUUGGAGCAACAUGUUUGUUCUACAUAUGUGUACUCCACAUGCUUUAUACUGUAUAAGGUAUCAAACAGGUUGGUGACGUGUCCUGCUACAGCAAAAAACAAGUUAAUGCAACACUUCUAAUAUGUGUGUGAGACCAGUUAAGCCAGUAAGAUAUUUUCAUGUUGCCAAAAAAGCGAUUAAAGCCAAUAUCUUUGGAUCAGAAGCUCAUUUAAUGCAUAUGCAUGAACGUUUUUCUCAUCUAGAGCACAAAGACAGAGGAUUUAACGGUUGUGGGGAAUGGUGGAAGCCUGGGGCAAAACUCUGCCUCACCUGUCAUCUGUAUGGCAGCCAGUUUGUGGAAAUCUUUUAUAUGGAGAAGUGGCCAGUUUCUUGGGUGGUGAGGUUAUUUCUAGGGUGACUCAUUAACUGAAUGAUAAUUUUGAUUAGGUGUUUGUGUUAGAGAAAUGGAGGAGGACUAAUAUUUAGGAAAAGCAGGAUGCAGAGAGUGAUGAAGGUAGUAAAGCAGGACACAUUUCAGAGACAGGAGGUUUAGAGCAGAGUGAGGAUGAGGUGGUCUUGAUUGUGUUUGGUCACUAGAUGAAGACGCCUCACUGGCAGAGAUGACUUGGAAAUCCUGGUGCAGACAUUUCAUGCAUACAGUUUUUAAACCCUCAACGGUAUCGUGUAAUUGAUCUCACAUUUUUUCAUCCAUUUAAUUUGAACCCACUGUUUAUUGAGCUUACACAAACACUUGAUUCCUGCAAAGAGUUUAAAUAGUAACUUCAAGAUAAGACAUAGGCUCAUUGCAGUUUCUAUAAUCCUUCACCAGAUCAACACCUUUACUUAUUACACACACAAGCAUUGUGACUGUGAGAAGGUUUAAGAAUAAGUGCUGAAGUGCUGGUUGUCUGUACACUCUCUGUACCCUCCUCUUUCCAGGUCUGUUUGUUCGUCCUGCGUGUCUCAUAUACGGUUGUUUGCAUGUUUAGUGUUCGUAUUAGGGGUGAUUUAUUUUUCUGCUCUGCAGUGAUCUUUAGUUAUGUAGUUAUCUAUGUGUGUUAGUUUGGUGUUCUUAGUUAUUGGCAAUCCUGCAUGUGCAGCGUUGUUAGUUUGUACGUCCCUUUGUGUUCACCUGUUCAUUUAACCGUUUUAUGAUUCAGUUCUGUCUGUGGGUCGUGCAUUUGGGUCCUCCCUCUUGUCUUGUUUGUCCGCCGUAGCAGCCUGUGAUUCCCCCUGCGCUUAGUGAGCGCCUGUAGUUCGAGUCUAGUUUGUCCCGUGUGCGUAACAGAUUAUUCCUGAUUCUAUUCUGUCUAACCAGACUGUUCAACUUGUCCUUGUAAAACUUUUCUGACUUGAAGUGGUUCCAAGAUUUGUGACUCAUGUUCACUUCUGGACAUACUGUUGUUUUCUUGUCAUGGCCUGGCAGAUUCUGUGUUUCUCCCACUGGUCCCAGAUCCCCGUGGAAAUGAGAGAAAUGAACCCAGGAGGUAAAGAUAAAUGUCAUGACCCUGUGUGAGCUGACUACUGUACAUGCAUCCUAAAUGCUGAAGUAGCGUUUAUCAAGUUAUGGUAAUGAUACUGUGCUAUACUUGUGUACAGUAUGUAAACAUCAGACCUCAUGUACACAAAAGUGUCUUACAAGGUCACACUCGGAGCCCUGGUUGUUUGAAUCUGAAACCUUCUGCUUCCCAGGCCAAUGCUGUACCUGCUGAGCCACCAGACCACCAAACAAACAUCAUGAUUAUUGUUACAACACUAUGCUAAUCUCAGCGUUAUUGAGCAGGCCAUACAGGUGUUAAAUCCUAAAUUGAAGCAUUUUACCAUUUUGCCAUGAUAGUCACAAU
Messenger RNA from Betta splendens (Siamese fighting fish), 3508 nucleotides. Its product is annotated as platelet-derived growth factor receptor-like protein. The transcript is spliced from 7 exons. The record is from RefSeq and is a predicted model, not a curated record. NCBI's taxonomy places the organism in Eukaryota, Metazoa, Chordata, Actinopteri, Anabantiformes, Osphronemidae. Bases 116 to 1291 code for a protein of 391 amino acids.